Molecule: messenger RNA, 582 nt
Organism: Agrilus planipennis (emerald ash borer)
Lineage: Eukaryota; Metazoa; Arthropoda; Insecta; Coleoptera; Buprestidae
Exons: 2
Coding region: 23-535 (170 amino acids)
Source: RefSeq, a predicted model, not a curated record
AACCACCUAUAGUACCAACAAAAUGAAAUUCAUGAUUGUCGUAUCUUUAAUUUGCUUGGCAACAUUUGCCAAUGCUGGUAUCCUCUUGGGACACCACGGUCAUGAUGACGGUCAAUGGCGCGGCGAAGGACUUUUAGAAAGUCAAUGGUACGGCGAUCAUGAAGCCCAUGGUAUAAUUGCUGCUCCUCUUCUUGCUCAUGGUCAUGGACACGCCACAAUUGUAGGACCCUCUAGCCAUGGUAUUGUUGCUGGACCCGUAAAUCAUGGUGCUACCCUUGUUGGCCCAUCUCACCAUGCUUCAGUUGUAGGACCAGUUGACCUUGGAGCAACCCUUGUUGGACCAUCUCAUCAUGCUUCCGUAGUAGGACCAGUUGACCUUGGAGCAACCCUUGUUGGCCCAACCCAUCAUGGUUCAGUUGUAGGACCUACCAAUUUAGGAGCUCACCUUGUAGCACCCUCAGCUCAUGGUAUUGUUCAUGGAAGCCACAGUCAUGGAACCAUCCUUCUUGCUUCUUCGUCCCUCCAUCAUCAUUAAAUCUUAAGCUUAUCAUUCACUAUGAGAUUUGUUGUUACACCAUGAAU